Hansenula anomala is the source of this 753-nucleotide messenger RNA. RefSeq names its product proteasome core particle subunit alpha 2 (gene PRE8). NCBI's taxonomy places the organism in Eukaryota, Fungi, Ascomycota, Saccharomycetes, Phaffomycetales, Wickerhamomycetaceae. The coding region runs from base 1 to 753 and encodes 250 amino acids. The record is from RefSeq and is a predicted model, not a curated record. Gene Ontology annotation, cellular component: proteasome core complex, alpha-subunit complex; proteasome core complex. Gene Ontology annotation, biological process: ubiquitin-dependent protein catabolic process. The transcript has 3 exons.
AUGGCUGACAGAUACUCUUUUUCCUUAACCACAUUUUCUCCAAGUGGUAAACUAGUUCAAAUUGAACAUGCUUUAAGUGCCGUUAAACAAGGUGUGACAUCUCUAGGUAUAAAAGCUACCAAUGGUGUUGUGCUCGCUACUGAAAAGAAAUCAUCAUCUUCAUUAGUCAAUUCAGAUACAUUAUCCAAGAUAUCAUUGAUAACUCCUAAUAUUGGUGCAGUUUAUUCCGGUAUGGGUCCAGAUUUUAGAGUUUUAGUUGAUAAAUCAAGAAAAAUAUCACAUACAAACUAUAAAAGAGUGUAUAACGAAUAUCCUCCAACAAAGAUUUUGGUGAGUGAAGUGGCUAAGAUAAUGCAAGAAAGUACACAAUCCGGUGGUGUUAGACCAUAUGGUGUGUCUUUGUUGAUUGCAGGUUAUGAUGAUCAUAAUAAAUUUGGAUUAUAUCAAGUUGAUCCCUCUGGGUCUUAUUUUCCUUGGAAGGCAACUGCAAUUGGGAAAGGUGCUGUUGCUGCGAAAACAUUUUUGGAAAAAAGAUGGAAUGACGAAUUAGAGCUAGAAGAUGCUAUCCAUAUUGCUUUAUUAACUUUAAAAGAAUCAAUUGAAGGUGAUAUGAAUGGUGAUACAGUGGAGAUUGCCAUUGUUGGUGAACCAAAUGAUGAUUUGUUAGGUUUCCAAGGUGCAGAAAAUCAAGUUGGUCCAAGAUUCAAAAAAUUAUCACCACAAGAGAUCAAUGAUAGAUUAGAAAGUUUAUAA